This is a messenger RNA of Emericellopsis atlantica, 3075 nucleotides long. Its product is annotated as ankyrin repeat-containing domain protein. Gene Ontology annotation, molecular function: protein binding. Bases 1 to 3075 code for a protein of 1024 amino acids. The record is from RefSeq and is a predicted model, not a curated record. The transcript is spliced from 2 exons. Lineage: Eukaryota; Fungi; Ascomycota; Sordariomycetes; Hypocreales; Bionectriaceae.
AUGCAAGAGCGUUUGGCCAUCUUGGAUUGGCUCUCGACCAUCGAUCACGCUGCUCACCAGAACGAUGCUUUCGCAAAACACCAGGCGGGCACCGGACAAUGGCUUCUAGACUCACUGCCCUUUAAGGAGUGGAUGGCGGCUGCUGAGCCUGAGGAGCUGUUUUGCCCUGGCAUGCCAGGCGCCGGCAAGACGGUGCUGUCGUCGGUUGUCAUCGACCAUCUGCAGUCGCUGGCCGAGGGCGAGCGGAUUGGAGUGGCCUAUGUGUACUGCGACUACCGUCGGGUCGAUGAGCAAACGACGCGCGACGUGCUGGCCAGUCUCCUGAGGCAGCUCGCGCAAGGCUUGGCGUCCAUACCAAGGCCACUGAAGGAGCUAUACACUGCGUGCCGGACGAAACCGAGGGUGGACCAGCUUCUCGCGAUGAUCACCUCCAUCACUGGCCUGUAUUCAAAGGUGUCCAUCGUGGUGGACGCACUUGAUGAAGCGAGGGAGACCGAUGGGUUCAGGCAGCAGCUCAUCUCCUCGCUGCACGCGAUUCAGGCAGACGGAAAGACCAAGCUGUUUUUGACGUCUAGAUUCAACCCGGAUGUGAUUGGCAUGCUGGAGACGUCGCGGACAAUCGAGAUCAGGGCCACGCCCGACGACGUGAAGCUGUACCUGGAGGGGCAUAUGUCACAGCUCCCUGCCUUUGUCGGUCGCAGUCCAGCAUUGCAGGACGAGGUGAAGACAGGCAUUUCGAAUGCUGUGGACGGCAUGUUCCUGCUUGCAAAGCUUUAUCUCGACUCACUCCGCGGGAAGAGAUCACCAAAGGCCAUGCGGACAGCUAUCCAGCAGCUCUACGCCGGUUCGGAGGCAUACGAUCGCGCGUAUGACGACGCGAUGGAGCGAAUUCGAAGCCAAGGGCCCGACCAAGAGGAAUUGGCGAAGCAGGUUCUCUCGUGGAUCGUGCGCGCAACACGGGCGCUUAAAAAAGAAGAGUUGCAGCAUGCACUCGCUGUCGAGCUUGCAGAAAGCGACCUUGACGAAGACAACCUGCCGCAGGUUGAGGAUAUGGUCGCCGUGUGUGCUGGCCUUGUUGCGGUCGACGAGAACGGGGAUACGAUCCAUCUCGUUCACUACACCACGCAGGAGUACUUUGCUCGGACCUGGGAGCAAUGGUUCCCGACGGCAGAGGAGGACAUUGUCAAGAUAUGCGCCACGUAUCUCAUGUUCGACGCCAUUCAACAAGGCCCCUUUGAUUCUCGUAGGCGUCGAGAGUUACGGAUGAAAGGGAACCCUCUCUUGGAGUACGCCUGCAAUAACUGGGGGCAUCACGCGAUUAAGUACGGCGAGCCUUGCGCAGAGGUGCUUGCGUUUCUCAGGUCGCCUCGUGCGGUGGUUGCGGCUUCGGAAGUCGUCUUCACCGACGAUCCACUCCGGCUCUGGAAAACAGGACUCUCAUUCUGGACCAAGAGUGAAAAGGGCAACGCAGAGAAACUGCUGGCUCUGCACCUUGCCUCUUACUUUGGGGUGGAAUACGCCGUACGGGCCCUGCUCGAAGAGGGCCACGAGCCAGAUCUUCCGAACCCGUGGGGCAGAACACCCAUCUCGCUGGCCGCGGAACAAGGCAAUGACGACGUGAUGCGGAUGCUGCUGGAGACCGGGAGAGUGGACGCAGACUCGAGAGACGUGUAUGGUCGGACUCCUUUGUCUUGGGCGGCCGAGAUGGGAAGCCUGAGUACCGUGCAGUUCCUGCUGGACGAGGAAUUGCCUGCGUCUUUGUUCGACUUUACAAGGGCUGCACGGGAGGCGGAACAGACAAAAGAAGGGCAGCAAGCUCCAGGCCCGAAAAAGUGUGCUGUGGACGACAGGUCUCGCGAUGACAAGGGGUGGACUCCCUUGACGCACGCCUGCUAUGGUGGGAGACUCGACAUUGCAAGACUGUUCUUGGACCGCGGGACCCCGGUCGAUUCGGAGACUGCAGUAGGCGAGACUCCGCUCAUGUACGCUGCUAACCGGGGGGCGGAAGGCAUUGUGACGAUGCUGCUCGAACGGGGCGCCUCGCCGAACCACAAGAGCCACAAUGGCGGAUCACCUCUCCAAAGAGCAGUCAGGGGGGAACAAGAGGGGACCGCCAGGCUUCUGCUUGAGGCGGGUGCCGAUGCGAGAACGGCGGACAAGGCUGGAGAGACGCCGCUCCAUAUCGUCACCAAACUGCCGCUCGCCAUACUGAUGAUCGAGUACGGCGCCGAUAUCAACGCGAGGGACGAGAAGAACCAGACACCCCUGCGCUGUCUGGUUGCGACAUACGGACGAGAGUCCCUUGUCGAGCUGUUUCUCUCUCACGGCGCAGACGUUCACGCGCGAGACGAGCAAGGGAUGACCGCUCUGGCCGCCGCCACCUCCCCCGAGAACGUUGGACUGUUGCUGGCGAACGGCGCCAUUGUCGACUCACGGGACAACAAUGGGCGCACACCCCUAUCGUACAAGAAGAGCGCCGGGGCUGUUCGACUGCUGCUCGAGCACGGCGCCGACGUCCAUGUGCGGUGCAACGUGGGCCGCACGCCGCUGUCGUACAUUGGCACAGACGGGGUUUUACUCGACGAAGCCGUGGAAAACGCGAGCGCCUUGGUCAAGCACGGGGCCCAUGUAAACUCGCGAUGCGAUGUCGGACGCACGCCGCUGUCCUACGUCGCUGGGAGAGGCAGCAGGGCUGAAGAGGCCAUCGGCCGAGCGCUCGUCGAGCUUGGGGGGGAUGUGAACACGAUGGACAACCGCGGGCGCACGCCACUCUGGCACACGGCGGCUUGCGAAAGCCCUAAUGUGUACAGAUCGGUCAUGGCAAACGAGCUGAUUCAGCUAGGGGCCGAUGUCAAUCUGCCAGACGAGGAUGGGAGGACGGCGCUCCAGGUGGCGGCGCAGGCGGACAUACACGGGAAGAAGGAGCUUGUGCAGCUUUUGCUGGCCUCGGGCGCGACCUGGGAGACUGACGGCCCUGAGGGGGAGUAUAUUUCCGAUUUGCUCUCUGGUGCUCUGCGAACCCCGACGCCAGUGGAAGACGAGGAGGACUUGUUGCCUCGUUGUUCUAUGAUGUAG